This is a messenger RNA of Ruditapes philippinarum (Manila clam), 1416 nucleotides long. RefSeq lists its product as uncharacterized. Gene Ontology annotation, biological process: DNA integration. The coding region runs from base 1 to 1416 and encodes 471 amino acids. The transcript has a single exon. The record is from RefSeq and is a predicted model, not a curated record. Gene Ontology annotation, molecular function: nucleic acid binding. Lineage: Eukaryota; Metazoa; Mollusca; Bivalvia; Venerida; Veneridae.
AUGACAUAUUUCGAUCCUAGAAAGGAAACUGAACUCUGGGUCGACGGAAGUCCAGUUGGAUGCUCAGGAAUACUUAUUCAAAACGGCAAAAUAGUAUCAUAUGGAAGCAAAGCAUACAAUUCAGUUCAGACGCGAUAUUCUCAAACAGAAAGAGAAGCUUUGAGUGCUGUUAUCAUGAUUCAGCAUUUCCAUUUGUAUUUAUUCGGCAAGAAAUUUAAACUUAUAACAGAUCAUGCUGCACUUCAGUCAAUCUUCAACAAUAUAAAGACAAUGCAGUCACCAAGAUUAGAACGUUGGCGUUUGAAGUUGACAACGUAUGAUUUUCAAACAGUUUAUAGACCAGGUAAAAUGAUGAUAUCAGAUUAUCUUUCCAGGCAUCCACAUGCAAGACACGAAACAAAUACAGUAGCCGAGCAGUAUAUCAGCUUUAUUACUGAUAACGCUUUGCCAGAUGCAUUGAAGCUGUCAGAUGUAGCAAAAGCUACCGAAACGGACUGUAUAUUAAGCUGUGUAAGAAAUGCGUUAGAACAAAAUGACUGGAAAACUCAAAAAUGCAAAUUAGAUGAAAGUUUUCGGUUAUACGAAAAUUUGAAUAAAAAUCAAGAACUUGCAGUUGCAUAUACGGAAGAUGGAUUUGUGCUUUUACGGGGUACAAAACUUUGCAUACCAGAAAGUUUGCAAAAACAAACUGUUAUGCUUUCGCACGAAGGUCACCAAGGCCAAUCAAAAUGCAAAGGAUUAUUACGUGAAUACUGCUGGUUUCUACAUAUGGAUAGAAUGGUAGACGAAAUGUGUAGAUCAUGCAUUGUAUGCCAAGCUGCAUCAACAAUAAUUAUUCCAGACCCGAUUAAACCAACAUUACUACCACGAGAUGUGUUCUCUGAAGUCAGUUGUGACUUUUGUGGUCCAUUUCCAGACGGUUACAUGUUACUAUUUGUUAUAUGUGACUACAGUAGAUUUCCAGUAGUUGAAAGAAUCAAAUCGACAGCCGCAGAUACAGUCAUACCGCGAUUAGAGGCGAUAUUUUCGAUAUUCGGAUAUCCAGAGGUAGUGAAAACGGACAAUGGACCUCCGUUUCAAAGUCGCGCAUUCAGAGAAUUUGCUGAUAAUUCGGGAUUCAAACAUAAACGAAUCACUCCAUUGCACCCACAGGCAAAUGGAAUAGUUGAGAGAUUUAUGGCGCCACUGCAAAAAGCAAUUAAAACAGCGAUAGCGUCUAGACAAGAUUAUAAAAGAGCGUUAAGUAGAUAUCUUAUGAAUUUCAGGAACACACCACAGACAACUACACAAACAGCUCCUAGUGAAUUAAUGUUCAAUCGUAAAUUAAAGACAAAAUUACCAAAGAUGACAUUUGACAACAAAGACACAGAUAUUAGAGACAGGGACAGUCUAUCAAAAACGAAAAAUAUACGCUGA